AUGGUCAACUUCGUCGAGAUCUUUGCUGGCGCUGCCGCAUUCUCCACUGUCGUCGCCGCAGGUGGCUAUGGCGGCUAUGGCUCCCCAAGCUACGAGGCUGAGAAGCCUCACUACGAGGCCGAGAAGCCUCACUACGAGGCCGAGAAGCCAGAGUACCAGCCCAAGGAGCCAGCUUACGAGGCACCAAAGCCAGAGUACAAGCCUGAGGAGCCAUCGUACGAGGGCCCCAAGUACGGACCAGGUUACCAACCAGGUUACCCAACCAAGUCGUACUACCCAACCACAAUGAGGACCACCACCAUCCCAGCAACAACAACAACUGCUACCACCUCGACCACCACUACGACCUCGGCCACGACUACUACCACCACUGUACCAGUCGUGCCAACUCCAUACAACAUCUACAUCGGCAACGUCCUCACUGAUGCGAUCACUGAGUUCCUCCCAGCCAUCGGCGACGCCGCCUUCGUAGCGAACGAUGCAGAACUCGCUCAAGACCUCCUGACCUUCGGCAACUUCCUCGACACCGAUGUUACCGCCGACGUCUUCAUCUCCUCGCCAAACCCAGAGACUGGUGAUGACUCUGUCCUCUUCGACUCCACCACUUCGCAGUUCGCCCUUGCCAACGUCGGCAACCAGUUCCUGACCACCACCGAGGGCGAGACCGCAUACUACGUCUUCUUCGCCGAUGCCGCUGACGCUGUCGCUGGCGAGGGCAACCUUUUCGUCACUGUCGCUCAGGAUGAGGAUGACGAGUCUCUUGACCUCCGCAUUGCCUUCCCUCUUGGCGAUGGUAUUGCCUCUAUCAACGUCCUCAGCGUCUGCCCAGGCGAGUCCCUCGACGAGGUCUUGGUCAUCUCUACUGGCGAGCUCGUCGAGUGCACACGCGUCCAGCUCAACUACGUCGACCUCGUCGGCGACGACAACUAGAGUGAUGGUCAUGACAUGAGAUCGAUGAGGAUGGGAGCACGAACGAUAAAGACCAGACGAGACCCUGCUGAGGCUGUUGCUGCCUGCUAUUGUGCCUAAUGGCAUGUUUAUAAUUCCG
Molecule: messenger RNA, 1048 nt
Organism: Cercospora beticola
Lineage: Eukaryota; Fungi; Ascomycota; Dothideomycetes; Mycosphaerellales; Mycosphaerellaceae
Source: RefSeq, a predicted model, not a curated record